CCGCCCGUCCGGCGGGCUCCGGCGGCCGCAUCGAGUUGGAGAGCAGGGGCCCGGUGCCGAGCAUCUGUGAGCCUCGGGGGGUCCACCACCCACCCCAAAGACCCCCACCAUGUUUAACCUGAUGAAGAAAGACAAGGACAAAGACAGGAGCCGGAAGGAGAGGAAGGAGAGGAAGGAGAAGAAGGAGCGGAUGUCCGCGGCCGAGCUGCGGAGCCUGGAGGAGAUGAGUCUCAGGCGGGGCUUCUUCAACCUGAACCGGUCCUCCAAGAGGGAGUCGAAGACCAGGCUGGAGAUCUCCAACCCUAUCCCCAUCAAGGUGGCCAGCGGCUCGGACCUGCACUUGACCGAUAUCGAUUCCGACAGCAACCGGGGCAGCGUCGUCCUCGACUCGGGCCACCUCAGCACGGCCAGCUCCAGCGACGACCUCAAGGGCGAGGAGGGCGGCCGGCCCUCUGUGCUGCAGCGCGCCGCCAAGUUUGGCUCCUUGGCCAAGCAGAACUCACAGAUGAUCGUCAAGCGCUUUUCCUUCUCCCAGCGGAGCCGCGAUGGGAGCGCCUCAGAGACCUCCACCCCCUCGGAACACUCGGCUGCCCCCUCCCCUCAAGUGGAGGUUCGCACCCUCGAGGGCCAGCUGGCACGACAGGCCGGCCCCGGCGCCUCGUGGCCGGGCUCCAGGACCCGGGGCCCCGAGCUGGUGAGCAGACGGUUUGCUGCUGACCUGAGGCUGCCCGCCGUGGCGUCCCCACUACCUCCCCCUCCUCGGGAGCUGGAGCUUCAGAGGCGCCCCACUGGGGAUUUCGGCUUCUCCCUUCGGCGAACAACCGUGCUGGACCGGGCGCCCGACGGGCAGGCCUGCCGGCGGGUGGUGCACUUUGCCGAACCCGGGGCGGGCACCAAGGACCUGGCCCUGGGGCUGGUGCCUGGCGACCGCCUGGUGGAGAUCAACGGGCAGAAUGUGGAGAACAAGUCACGGGACGAGAUUGUGGAGAUGAUCCGGCAGUCCGGAGACCACGUGCGGCUCAAGGUGCAGCCCAUCCCGGAGCUGAGCGAGCUGAGCCGCAGCUGGCUGAGGGGCAGCCUCGGACAGCAGAGGGAGCCCACUGACGCCAAGACUGAAGAGCAGAUUGCUGCUGAGGAAGCCUGGCACGAGACAGAGAAGGUUUGGCUGGUCCAUCAAGAUGGCUUCUCUCUCGCCAGUCAACUGAAGUCAGAGGAGUUAAGUCUACCCGAGGGGAAGGUCCGAGUGAAACUGGAUCAUGAUGGGACCAUACUGGACGUGGAUGAGGACGACGUGGAGAAGGCCAACGCCCCAUCCUGUGAUCGACUGGAAGACCUGGCCUCCCUGGUAUACCUCAACGAGUCAAGCGUCUUGCACACCCUCCGCCAGCGCUAUGGGGCCAGCCUGCUGCACACAUACGCUGGCCCCAGUUUGCUCAUCCUCAGCCCCCGAGGGGCCCCUGCGAUGUACUCUGAGAAGGUGAUGCACAUGUUCAAAGGGUGCCGGCGGGAGGAAAUGGCGCCCCACAUCUACACCGUGGCACAGACUGCAUACCGCGCCAUGCUGAUGAACCGCCAGGACCAGUCUAUCAUCUUACUGGGCAGCAGCGGCAGCGGCAAGACCGCUAGCUGCCAGCACCUGGUGCAAUACCUGGCCACCAUUGCGGGCACCAGUGGGAACAAGGUGUUCUCUGUGGAGAAGUGGCAGGCUCUGUACACCGUCUUGGAAGCCUUUGGGAACAGCCCCACCAUCAUGAACGGCAAUGCUACCCGCUUCUCUCAGAUCCUUUCGCUGGAUUUUGACCAAGCUGGCCAGGUGGCCUCAGCCUCUGUUCAGACUAUGCUGCUUGAGAAGCUCCGAGUCGCCCGGCGCCCAGCCAAUGAAGCCACCUUCAAUGUCUUCUACUACUUAUUGGCCUGUGGAGAUAGCACCCUUAGGACAGAGUUACACUUCAACCACCUGGCUGAAAACAAUGUGUUUGGGAUUGUGCCCUUGUCCAAGCCCGAGGAGAAGCAGAAGGCCGCCCAGCAGUUCAGUAAGCUGCAGGCCGCCAUGAAGGUUCUGGGCAUCUCCCCCGAUGAGCAGAAGGCCUGUUGGUUCAUCCUGGCUGCCAUCUACCACCUGGGAGCUGCCGGUGCCACCAAAGCGCCCCUUGAGGAACAAUCUGAAGCUGCUGAAGCUGGACGCAAGCAGUUUGCCCGCCAUGAGUGGGCGCAGAAGGCGGCCUAUCUGCUGGGCUGUAGCCUGGAAGAACUCUCGUCUGCCAUCUUCAAGCACCAGCCCAAGGGCUCCCUCCAGCGCUCCACCUCCUUCCGCCAGGGCCCUGAGGAGAACAGCUCAGGAGAUGCUACAGGCUCCAAGCUGAGUGCGCUCGAGUGCGUGGAAGGCAUGGCCUCGGGUCUCUACUCUGAGCUCUUCACUCUCCUUGUCUCCUUGGUGAACAGGGCCCUCAAGUCCAGCCAGCAUUCCCUCUGCUCCAUGAUGAUCGUGGACACUCCUGGCUUCCAAAAUCCGGACCUGGGGGGCUCGACCCGAGGGGCCUCCUUUGAAGAACUGUGCCACAAUUACACCCAGGACCGGCUCCAGACCCUCUUCCACGAAAGGACCUUUGUGCAGGAGCUGGACAGAUACAAGGAGGAGAACGUCGAGUUGGCAUUCGAUGACAUGGAGCCUGGGGCAGUCGACUCUGUAGCCGUCGUGGACCAAGCAUCCCACCAAGCCCUGGUGCGAUCCCUGGCCCGGCCAGAGGAGGCUCGGGGCCUUCUGUGGCUGUUGGAAGAGGAGGCGGUGGUACCAGGUAGCACUGACGAGGCCCUGCUAGAGAGGCUUUUCUCUUACUACGGCCCCCAGGAUGGCGACAAGAAAGGACAGAGCCCCCUCCUUCGAAGCAGCAAGCCUCACCACUUCCUCCUGGGCCACAGCCACAACACCAACUGGGUGGAGUACAACGUGGAGGGCUGGCGGAGCUAUGCCAAGCAGAACCCAGCCAUGCAGAAUGCCCCACGGCUGCUGCAGGACUCUCAGAAGAAGGUCAUCAGUAACCUGUUUGUGGGCCGGGCCGGCAGCGCCAUGGUGCUGUCGGGCUCCAUCGCGGGCCUGGAAGGGGGUUCGCAGCUGGCGCUUCGCAGGGCCACCAGCAUGCGAAAGACGUUCACCAGCGGCGUGGCCGCCGUCAAGAAGAAGUCUCUCUGUAUCCAGAUCAAGCUGCAGGUGGAUGCCCUCAUUGACACUAUCAGGAAGUCAAAAUUGCACUUCGUUCACUGCUUCUUGCCAGUGGCUGAGGGCUGGGCAGGUGAGCACCGCUCGGCCUCUUCCCGUCGGGUAAGCAGCAGCAGCGAGCUGGACCUGCCUCCUGGGGAGCCCUGUGAGGCUGGCCUCCUGCCGCUGGAUAUCCCCCUGCUGCGGGCCCAGAUCCGCGGCUCUCGUCUCCUGGAUGCCCUUCGCAUGUAUCGCCAAGGGUAUCCUGACCACAUGGUGUUCUCGGAGUUCCGGCGACGUUUUGACAUCUUGGCACCCCACCUCACCAAGAAGCAUGGGCGCAACUACAUUGUUGUGGAUGAGAAAAGAGCAGUGGAGGAAUUGUUGGAGUCCUUGGACCUGGAGAAAAGCAGCUGCUACAUGGGCCUGAGUCGGGUAUUUUUCCGGGCAGGCACCUUGGCCCGACUGGAAGAACAGAGGGAUGAACAGACCAGCAGGAACUUGACCCUCUUCCAGGCAGCGUGCCGCGGUUACUUGGCCCGCCAACACUUCCAGAAGAGAAAGAUCCAAGACCUGGCCAUUCGCUGUGUCCAGAAGAACAUUAAAAAGAACCAGGGGGUGAAGGACUGGCCGUGGUGGAGGCUUUUCACGGCCGUGCGGCCGCUCGUCGAGGUGCAGCUGUCCGAGGAGCAGAUCCGCGGCAAGGACGAGGAAAUUCAGCAGCUCCGGAGCAAGCUCGAGAAGGUGGAAAAGGAACGGAAUGAGCUUCGGCUCAAUGGCGACCGGCUAGAGACCCGAAUCUCAGAGCUGACAUCAGAGUUGGCGGAUGAGCGAAAUACCGGCGAGUCAACUUCCCAGCUCCUGGAUGCCGAGGCAGCUGAGAGGCUCCGGGCGGAGAAGGAGAUGAAGGAGCUGCAGACUCAGUAUGAUGCCCUGAAGAAGCAAAUGGAGGCCAUGGAGAUUGAGGUGAUGGAAGCCAGGCUUAUCCGAGCUACUGAACUCAAUGGGGAGGUGGACGAUGAUGACUCGGGUGGGGAGUGGCGCCUCAAGUACGAGCGGGCAGUUCGAGAGGUAGACUUCACCAAGAAGCGUCUGCAGCAGGAGCUCGAGGACAAGCUGGAAGUGGAACAGCAGAGUAAGAGGCAGCUGGAGAGGAAGCUGGUAGACCUGCAGGCAGACAGUGAUGAGAGCCAGCGCACCCACCAGCAGCUGAAGAAGAAGUGUCAGCGGCUCACGGCGGAGCUGCAGGACACCCGGCUGCACCUGGAGGGUCAGCAGGUCCGCAACCAUGAGCUGGAGAAGAAGCAGAGGAGGUUCGACAGUGAGCUCUCCCAGGCUCACGAAGAGACCCAGCGAGAGAAGCUACAACGGGAGAAACUGAACCGGGAGAAAGACGCCCUCCUGGCUGAAGUCUUCAGCCUGAAACAGCAGAUGGAAGAGAAAGACAUGGACAUUGCUGGCUUCACCCAGAAGGUGGUCUCCCUGGAGGCGGAGCUCCAGGACAUCUCUUCUCAGGAGUCCAAGGACGAAGCCUCUCUGGCCAAGAUCAAGAAGCAGCUCCGGGACCUGGAAGCCAAGACCAAAGAUCAGGAAGAGGAGCUCGAUGAACAGGCGGGCACCAUCCAGAUGCUGGAGCAGGCCAAGCUUCGCCUGGAGAUGGAGAUGGAGCGCACGAGGCAGACCCACUCCAAGGAGAUCGAGGGCCGCGACGAGGAAGUGGAGGAGGUCCGCCAGUCAUGCCAGAAGAAGCUGAAGCAAAUGGAAGCCCAGCUGGAGGAAGAGUAUGAGGACAAGCAGAAGGUUCUGCGGGAGAAGAGGGAAUUGGAGAGCAAGCUCACAGCCCUGAGUGACCAGGUGAGUCAGCGGGACGUGGAGUCUGAGAAGCGUCUGCGGAAGGACUUGAAACGGACCAAGGCCCUGCUGGCCGAUGCCCAGAUCAUGCUGGACCACCUGAAGAACAGUGCGCCCAGCAAGAGGGAGAUUGCCCAGCUCAAGAAUCAGCUGGAAGAGUCAGAGUUCACCUGUGCGGCAGCUGUGAAGGCAAGGAAAGCCAUGGAGGUGGAGAUUGAAGACCUCCAUCUCCAGAUUGAUGACAUCUCCAAAGCCAAGACGGGGCUAGAGGAGCAGGUGAGCCGCCUUCAGCGUGAGAAGAAUGAGAUCCAGAGCCGGCUGGAGGAGGACCAAGAGGACAUGAACGAGCUCAUGAAGAAGCAUAAGGCCGCUGUGGCCCAGGCUUCCCGGGACCUUGCCCAAAUGAAUGACCUCCAGAUUCAGCUGGACGAGGCCAACAAGGAGAAGCAGGAGUUUCAGGAGAAGAUGCAAGCCCUCCAGAGCCAAGUGGAGUACCUGGAGCAGUCCAUGGUGGACAAGUCGCUGGUGAGCCGACAGGAGGCCAAGAUCCGGGAGCUGGAGACUCGUCUGGAGUUUGAGAAGACCCAAGUGAAGCGGCUGGAGAACCUGGCCGGCCGGCUGAAGGAAAACAUGGAGAAGCUGACGGAGGAGCGCGAUCAACGCAGUGCCGCGGAGGGCCGGGAGAGAGAGCAAAACAAGCGUCUCCAGCGGCAGCUUCGUGACACCAAGGAGGAGAUGGGAGAGCUGGCCAAAAAGGAGGCCGAGGCCAGCCGCAAGAAGCACGAGCUGGAGAUGGACCUGGAGAGCCUGGAAGCAGCCAACCAGAGCCUGCAGGCAGACCUGAAGCUGGCCUUCAAGCGCAUUGGGGACCUGCAGGCCGCCAUCGAGGACGAGAUGGAAAGCGAUGACAAUGAGGAGCUCAUUAACAGUUUGCAGGACAUGGUGACAAAGUAUCAGAAAAGAAAGACUAAGCUUGAGGGCGACUCCGAUGUGGACUCUGAGCUGGAAGAUCGGGUGGAUGGCGUCAAGUCUUGGUUGUCAAAAAACAAGGGGCCUUCCAAGGCUGCUUCAGAUGACGGGAGCCUCAAGAGCUCCAGCCCGUCCAGCUACCAGAAGUCCUUUGCCCUUGACCGAUCAGAUGACGAGCAUGACCCCCUGGACCACGCCACCCGAUCCCGAUACUCUCACAGCUACCUGAGCGACAGUGACACAGAGGCCAAGCUGGGGGACUCCAGUGCAUAGCCCAUGGCCUUUGGUCUGACACCCCUCUCCCGAAGGAUGAUGGGCCACACGUCUUCCCGCCCUCCAUACCCAUACCAUCGAUCUGCAUGGGAAAGACCCCACUCCAGUCCUUUCCAGGGGGGACCCUCCGGGAUGUGGGUGGCUCCUUACCCCUGCCAUGGUGAGAGGGCAAGAGGAGAAGAAUGUCCAGAGAGAAAACUUAGAAUCCUUGCCUGCCUCCUUCGGAAUGAAAGCAACAUCGUGGCUCAGACAUUCCCCUGGGGCCAAGCGAAUCGGAAGCCCCCUGUCAGCCCUCUGGUAUGGGGAGCUAUGUUGGGGCGGACUUCUCCACUGGGGCGUUCUUUGUUGCUUUGUCCCCUGGAGGGAGCAACCCCAGAUCCUUCCCUCUAGGUGGGGAGGGCUUUCUCUUCUCAGUGCCUGCUGUCUUUUUUAUUUUAUAAUUUAAAUACCAGACCUUUCCCCUAUCAAGGCCGAGUCCCCAGAAAGAAAGGCUGCAGUGAGGGAGGGAUGGAGAAUCAGCCUUCCAUCUUUGCUCUUCAGUUGAGCCAAAGAGGAAAGUUCUUAUUUGUUCAACUGAAGAGGAGGGAGCCAUGUCUGGCUUUGGGAGCCAGGUUCUGAGAGAGUAAAUGGGAUGGGACUCAGAGGGUCCCGUGGGCAGACGAAACAUGCUUAGAUAGAUAGAUGGGGAUACACACAGAGAAAAAUCCUACAGCCGUGAAUACACGGUAUGGUAAGUGCAGUGACUGCAUCACAGGGAAACCCAUCCCAUGGACGUGGGCUUGAGGCUUAGUCAAACCACCAUCUCCCCUCCUUGUUCCUCUGUCCCAGUAGAACGGCAUAAGAACACACCUUCUGCAAAAGGAAGGACUUGCCUUGGGUGCUUGGGAUCAGAAACACUGAAGACUGGGUUUAUCUUAGGUGCUGUGGGAUGGGUAGGCACUUUGACCCAGUCUCCUGCACUCCCACAUCAAGCCCUGAUCCUACAUUCUGAGCCUUUGUGUGUGUCUCCUCUCCCUCUCCCUCCCCUUUUCCCCUCCUUCCCCUCUCCCUCCCUCCCUCCCUCUGUCUCUCCCUCUCUCUCCCUCUCCUUCUUCCCCUCCUUUGCCCAAAAGAACAUCCCCUCUUCCUUCACUAUGCUAACCACAUACCUUCUCUAGGGCUGAGCCCCCAUCGGUUAGCCUUUCGAUAAAAAGGUCGGCCACAAGGGCCAAAGAGCAAUGCCUGGUGGUACAGCCUGGUCCACUUCUGCUGGUCCCUUUCUCUUCUCUCUCGGUUUGCACUUGGACUGUGCGUCUCUUUCCCCUGGUUACUUUCAGUAUGGAAAUAAAUCUUUUCCUCCUGACCCUGUCAAA
Vombatus ursinus (common wombat) is the source of this 7641-nucleotide messenger RNA. RefSeq names its product myosin XVIIIA (gene MYO18A). The record is from RefSeq and is a predicted model, not a curated record. The transcript is spliced from 43 exons. NCBI's taxonomy places the organism in Eukaryota, Metazoa, Chordata, Mammalia, Diprotodontia, Vombatidae. Gene Ontology annotation, molecular function: ATP binding; cytoskeletal motor activity; protein binding. Gene Ontology annotation, cellular component: myosin complex. Bases 110 to 6289 code for a protein of 2059 amino acids.